AUGUUCUAUUUUCUCUGCACGUCGUUGCAAACUAAAUUAAAACAGGCAUCUGUAAAGCAGGUUGAAAGUCGAAAUAAUAAAGACGAAGACUGCUGUGGCCAAUAUAGAAGUAGUUUGAGAAAUUUACUUCCAAACGGAUUUUUGCCUCCACAAAUUAAAUUACAACAAACUCAAAACGGAUUAAAGGUAUCGCAAGUGAAUUCUGAUGAUGGCACAUAUCUUAACCUAUUUGCUCGUCUUGCUGUGAAACUUCAGCCUGAAGCUCCGGAUUUUAAACAAAUUCCUUUCGAUUGGUUUUGUCCGUCAGUCCACGAUAAAUUGGCGAGUAGAACAUGUAAAGAAUGUGGCCUAUAUCACACAUCUAACAAAACCUUACUACAGCAUUUAAAACAUUUACAUCCAAAACAAAAUAGAAAGGGUGAAGUAGUUCGGCGCGUACAACCAACUCGUAUCGCAGCUCGGCGAGCUCGAGAGCUGUUAUGCAUAAUAGAAGAUGAAAACGAUGGUACGGAAAAUGCAGAAUGGUUAGAUGACGAUGAAGUAAACGGUAGUUUUGAAGAAGAAGAUGGUGCAAUACCGAUUGUAGAUAUUUCGGCCCAUUUAGAAAAUCCUUGGACUUCUGAA
Molecule: messenger RNA, 624 nt
Organism: Brenthis ino (lesser marbled fritillary)
Lineage: Eukaryota; Metazoa; Arthropoda; Insecta; Lepidoptera; Nymphalidae
Source: the annotation of a GenBank genome assembly